AUGUCUGGGUUACCACCUCAAAAUGAUCCUGCACGCGAUGCCGCUGAAAAAAAGGCACUUGAGGCUCGUGAUAGAACUGGACAGGUCGUCGGAGCCUUGAAGGAUGGAAAACUUCCAUCAACAGCACAAAUCACCAAAACCAUUGAUAAGAUUCAAAAUUCUGACGAACUCCAUAAUGCUGGUCAUGGCGUGACCCCAUUGGGUAAACGCAUAUUAGCUGAUACUGAAAAAUUAUUAGAAAGUACAAAAAGAGUUCUCGAAGAAAAAAAUGCUGGCAACCAAUUACAAAAUAUCGUUUAUCAUGGUGUUCAAGGCGCAAAAGAUAUUAAUGAUAAUACGUCUAUUCCAGGUGAUUUUAAACAAAAAGUUCGAACAGAAACUUCAGCUGCACAAAGAGAUGCAUCACAAACAGCCCAAAGUGCUUACCAAAAAAUCCUUAGAAUCCCUAGUCUUGUUAUGUCAAGUCCAGAAUUUCGUGCAUUACUCAAUGAUCUUAACUCGAUUGCUCAAGAAGGAUCCCAUGCUCAAGAUCCUGACCAAACAAAGAUGGAAAUUCAACAAAAUGCAAGGGAAACUGCAGACAGAACUUCACAAACAUUACGGGAAAAUGCCUAUCCAUUAGCCAAGAAUGCUGCAAACAUUGGUGGCGAACAUAUUAAAGAUUUUAGUGAAGGCAAAAAAUCGUUAAAAGAAGCUACCACUGGUGGUGUAAAAUCAUUACAAUCUUCUGUUCAACAAAAUGUCUCCGUUCGUAAACUUAGCGAUGAAGAACGUGAUCGAUUGGUGAAUCGCUUUAAAAAUGUCAUGAUUGAAGCACACAAAAAUCAACAGUAUCAAGACGCAAUUAGUGAAUUAAUGGAUUUGAUCUCCCAACUUUCACAACAAACUCAAGAACUUACUCAACAUUUAUCUGAUAAUUUGGCUGUCCCUCGAGAAGAAAUAAAUAAAAAUGAUUCCAUACAAAUUGCCACUAAAAAUGCCAAAGAUAUUGUUGAGAAAUUUGCUAAUCAAUCGCUCGAUCCUUUGAUUGAUUCAAUCAGAGAAUUUGGUAGACAAAUGAAAAAUGAUCAAGAGUUACGUGAUUAUUUCAAAGAAGUUCGACAAUUUAUUGGCAGUUCACUUCACGACACUGAAUUCGUACAGAAUACAGAUUACACACAGUUUGGAUCAGAAUUGAUUACCACUGGUAGACAAAUUUUGUUAGAGAAAUAUCGUGAACAAAGUGAAAAUGUUCGAAGACAAGCUAAUUCCUUCAAUGAAGCAAUCCAAAACGAUCCAACUACUGCUCAGUGGAGAAGAGACUUCGAUAAUUUGAUUACUGAUCUUUUCUUGGAUGAAAGUGGAAGUCCAACAAUUAAAUAUGAGCUCAUUAAAGAUGCUGCAAAAAUCAUCCCUGUUAUUACCACUCAGUUGCAAUAUUUACCACUUCCAAGAAUUGAAAAUUCAGAUGAUGAAUAUGAUUUCGCUUUUGAUAAUAUGGUUCUUCACUUACCAGAAAUUUUACCAAGUCAUGCUCACCUCAGCUUAACAUCAGAUAUUAAUCUAGAUCGUGAAUCCACCAGUCUAAUAAAAAAUUAUGCCUUCUUUGAAGUUUCUAAAAUCCGUGCUGAUGCACGUAACAUUGCAUUUUAUUACAAGAAGAAGAAAGGAGUGAUCAAUAUGAAUGAUUUAGGAUUAGUCGACUUUUCCAUUCCAAAUAAUGGUUUAAGGUUUUAUCUAAAAUUAUUGUUAGAAGCGCCAACAAAAGACCAUCCAAAUCUUCGAUUCAAUGUAUUAGAAGCAGAAACUACCAUUGAAAGCCUCAAACUUCGUAUACACCAAUCAAAACAUGAUGUCUUGUAUAAAAUUUUAACUCCAUUGGCUCAGAACAAGAUUAAAAAGCAACUUGAAGCCACAAUUACCGAAAAAUUGAAAGAAGCUGUUCAACUUUUACAAGAUAGUAUUCAACGACUUCAAGUUCAAGUUUCAAAACUUCGACAAAAAUCCAAUAUUAAUUCCAAUAUUAGUAAUCUAACCAGUAAUAUCAAUACCAAUAUUAAAGACGUACCACCACGUAAAGUAUCACCACAUGAUACAACACCUCAAUAUCAACCUUUGGAAGAAUAA
Messenger RNA from Entrophospora sp. SA101, 2106 nucleotides. The record is from the annotation of a GenBank genome assembly. NCBI's taxonomy places the organism in Eukaryota, Fungi, Glomeromycota, Glomeromycetes, Entrophosporales, Entrophosporaceae.